Macaca mulatta (Rhesus monkey) is the source of this 4154-nucleotide messenger RNA. Lineage: Eukaryota; Metazoa; Chordata; Mammalia; Primates; Cercopithecidae. The record is from RefSeq and is a predicted model, not a curated record.
UCUUUUUACGCCAUCUCUAGUCAAACCACGGUGGAGAGAGUAAUGAAAUGAAAACUGAAGCCUUCUGCUUUAAUUCUUGUCUCCUUCUCCUUUCAGUCAGUCAAAUAUUUUUCAAACACUUUCUGAAUGCACUGUUAGAUUCUCUGGCGACAAUUAAAUAAUCGUAGCAGAUAAUCGUUGCCGUUGGGGAGCUUUCAAUGUAGGUGGGGAAACAAGACAUACAACAAUGAGUUUACGUAACAGUACCUGGCACACGGAAGGCACUAAGGAACUAGGUGCUGAAUGAGCGGGUGAGUAAAGGAAUGUAGAACAUAGCCUACCAAAGUCCCAAAGGGCAAGAAUCCUUAGGGGGGAACCAAAAGAUCCACAGUCCUUGAUGAGAAUGGGCACUGAGGGUGCAGCACCCUCUGAGUGCCUGGGUGCCUGGGAGUGAGCAGGCGAGAGGACCCGGCACCCUUGUGGACAGCCUCCAUUCGGUUAGCACCAUUCCAUGAGGGCUGAAGUAAAGAGGAAGCCAUUUGUUUAUGAGCUGAGAAGAGUGAGCAGGAAAAAUGCCAUUCUUUGCUUUUAAGGAUGAGACAAGCAUAAACAGAGAGGCAGACAGGUAGACCAGAAGGAAGAGAUUGCUCACAAAAUUAUUGUCAGAAAAAGUGCCAGUGAAAUCACUCCACCUUCAAAGAUCUAUGUCCUGGUUUUGAGAACCCACUAUAUUGUAGACCUGUGCCAGAAGCCAGAAGAAGGCAAUGGGGAGAAUCAAAGAGAUUCUUGGCCCUAACCCUUACGAGAUGCUGCCAUGCACAGGAAACAGUUAAAUAAUUUGACUGUCUCACCUACAAAUGAUCAAGUGUUGGGUAUAAGCCAAGGAGCUGAGAGAGGGGGAGACCAGCACAGGCCUGAGGAGCUGAGAAGGGAGGCUUAUGUGAAGGGUAAGACUCUCAUGGGCCUGGCCAGUGGACAAGAUGUGGGAACUGCAUGGACAGUUAUGUGGAGGUGUAUUCCAUCGUGGCUGGAGAGUGUGUGAGGGAUAGUGGGAGAUUGGUGGAAAAAAUAUAGGCCACUGGUGUUGAAGGCUGGGAGGCCACGCUUCAGAGCAGAGAAAGUUGCUAAUCAGAGAAGCGACAUUCUGGAGGUGGAAUUUAGAUAAUGGGCUGUGUGCAAUGUAAGGAUAAAGAAGCAACAAAACUGACGGAGGAGAGGGACGGCAGCCUGAACCAGAGCUCCGGGUACCGCUAUGGCACAGACCCCACCCCUCAGCACUACCCCAGCUUCGGUGUGACCUCCAUCCCCAACUACAACAACUUCCACGCAGCCGGGGGCCAAGGACUCACUGUCUUUGGAGGUGUGAACUCUUCGUCUCAUACGGGGACCUUGCGUACGAGAGGAGGAACAGGAGUGACACUGUUUGUGGCCCUUUAUGACUAUGAAGCACGGACAGAAGAUGACCUGAGUUUUCACAAAGGAGAAAAAUUUCAAAUAUUGAACAGCUCGGAAGGAGAUUGGUGGGAAGCCCGCUCCUUGACAACUGGAGAGACAGGUUACAUUCCCAGCAAUUAUGUGGCUCCAGUUGACUCUAUCCAGGCAGAAGAGUGGUACUUUGGAAAACUUGGCCGAAAAGAUGCUGAGCGACAGCUAUUGUCCUUUGGAAACCCAAGAGGUACCUUUCUUAUCCGCGAGAGUGAAACCACCAAAGGUGCCUAUUCACUUUCCAUCCGCGAUUGGGAUGAUAUGAAAGGAGACCACGUCAAACAUUAUAAAAUUCGCAAACUUGACAACGGUGGAUACUACAUUACCACCCGGGCCCAGUUUGAAACCCUUCAGCAGCUUGUACAACAUUACUCAGAGAGAGCUGCAGGUCUCUGCUGCCGCCUAGUAGUUCCCUGUCACAAAGGGAUGCCAAGGCUUACCGAUCUGUCUGUCAAAACCAAAGAUGUCUGGGAAAUCCCUCGAGAAUCCCUGCAGUUGAUCAAGAGACUGGGAAAUGGGCAGUUUGGGGAAGUAUGGAUGGGUACCUGGAAUGGAAACACAAAAGUAGCCAUAAAGACUCUCAAACCAGGCACAAUGUCCCCCGAAUCAUUCCUUGAGGAAGCGCAGAUCAUGAAGAAGCUGAAGCACGACAAGCUGGUCCAGCUCUACGCAGUGGUGUCUGAGGAGCCCAUCUACAUCGUCACCGAGUAUAUGAAUAAAGGAAGUUUACUGGAUUUCUUAAAAGAUGGAGAAGGAAGAGCUCUGAAAUUACCAAAUCUUGUGGACAUGGCAGCACAGGUGGCUGCAGGAAUGGCUUACAUCGAGCGCAUGAAUUAUAUCCAUAGAGAUCUGCGAUCAGCAAACAUUCUAGUGGGGAAUGGACUCAUAUGCAAGAUUGCUGAUUUCGGAUUGGCCCGAUUGAUCGAAGACAAUGAGUACACAGCAAGACAAGGUGCAAAAUUCCCCAUCAAGUGGACGGCCCCCGAGGCAGCCCUGUACGGGAGGUUCACAAUCAAGUCUGACGUGUGGUCUUUUGGAAUCUUACUCACAGAGCUGGUCACCAAAGGAAGAGUGCCAUACCCAGGCAUGAACAACCGGGAGGUGCUGGAGCAGGUGGAGCGAGGCUACAGGAUGCCCUGCCCGCAGGACUGCCCCAUCUCUCUGCAUGAGCUCAUGAUCCACUGCUGGAAAAAGGACCCUGAAGAACGCCCUACUUUUGAGUACUUGCAGAGCUUCCUGGAAGACUACUUUACCGCCACAGAGCCCCAGUACCAACCUGGUGAAAACCUGUAAGGCCCGGGUCUGCGGAGAGAGGCCUUGUCCCAGAGGCUGCCCCACCCCUCCCCAUUAGCUUUCAAUUCCGUAGCCGGCUGCUCCCCAGCAGCAGAACCGCCCAGGAUCAGAUUGCAUGUGACUCUGAAGCUGACGAACUUCCAUGGCCCUCAUUAAUGACACUUGUCCCCAAAUCCGAACCUCCUCUGUGAAGCAUUCGAGACAGAACCUUGUUAUUUCUCAGACUUUGGAAAAUGCAUUGUAUCGAUGUUAUGUAAAAGGCCAAACCUCUGUUCAGUGUAAAUAGUUACUCCAGUGCCAACAAUCCUAGUGCUUUCCUUUUUUAAAAAUGCAAAUCCUAUGUGAUUUUAACUCUGUCUUCACCUGAUUCAACUAAAAAAAAAAAAAGUAUUAUUUUCCAAAAGUGGCCUCUUUGUCUAAAACAAUAAAAUUUUUUUUCAUGUUUUAACAAAAACCAAUCAGGACAGGUGUUUGUUUUUGUUUUCUUUUUUAUAAAUAUGAAUAUAUAUAUAAUAUAUAUGUCCCUGUACAUAUACAAUGUGGGUGCUAAUGUGGAGACUGUGGCCAGCCUGGGCCACCAAGCUAUGGGACCCAGAGGGAGGAUUUUACUGUAAGUCAGCAUCAAAGCACUGGUGUUAUUCUGAAAACACCAGUGGCCUCAUUUUUGGCUUUUGCAAAGCAUGAAUUUUUUCAUUUGGAUUGCACUUUCCUGGUUCAUGACUGUACCUGUAGAUGGCUGUUACUUUGACUCUUUUCAGGAACCGCCCCCCCAGGCUGAAUUUACAAGUUCUGUUAGCAGUAUUUGCUUCAACUUACUGCCGUUUGUUCCCAAAACUUAAAAAUAAGCAAGCAAAUGGCUACCGAGAGAACUGGAAGAUGGAUACCACACAAACUUCUUGUAUAAAAAUAUGAGUGCUGAAAUGUUUCAGACAUUUUUAAUUUAAUAAACCUGUAACCACAUUUAAAUGAUCUAAAACCCAUAGCAUUGUAGUCAUGGCAACCUGCUAAACUUUCUCAUGCAACUAAAAUUUCUGGGGGAAAUGAGGGUGGGGGUUGUACAUUUCCCAUUGUAAAAUAAGUGUUUUAAAUGUCCUGUACUGCUAAUGAAUGACUUUCUAUAUGUCCAGGAGUUCUCCAGUGGAAUAACUAUGCACUACUUUACAUUUCAUGGGGAUGCACAAAAACAAAAGAGUAUUACAUUUUUAGUUGCUGUUUGUACCACCUUAAAUUACAUAUGUUUAACACCAACAAAUCAAAAAUCCUAUUUCUAUUGAGUUUUUAAUACUGACUAGCAGCUCUUAAUUCCUUUUUUGUUAUGAUUCAUUUGUGAGUUUACAUUUUUAAAUUGUUUAACUUUCUUAAUUUAGUAAUUAAAAAGAGAGCAUUUUACAUUUGAA